This is a messenger RNA of Ctenocephalides felis (cat flea), 2025 nucleotides long. RefSeq lists its product as uncharacterized. Gene Ontology annotation, molecular function: nucleic acid binding. NCBI's taxonomy places the organism in Eukaryota, Metazoa, Arthropoda, Insecta, Siphonaptera, Pulicidae. The coding region runs from base 1 to 2025 and encodes 674 amino acids. The transcript has 2 exons. The record is from RefSeq and is a predicted model, not a curated record. Gene Ontology annotation, biological process: DNA integration.
AUGGCCUUGUUUUCUGAAGCAGACACUGUUAAAACCUUAGGGCUUGCGUGGAAUCCUUCACAGGAUGUUUUUAAAAUAGCGCAUAUUAAGGUUUUAGAAGCAGACAUUAGACAGGGUGUUGACACAAAACGAUCUGUAUUAUCAACAAUUGCACAGAUUUAUGACCCAAUUGGGCUCAUAUCUCCAAUAUCUGUAACUGCGAAGUUGAUAAUGCAGGAGUUGUGGAGACAAAACCUUGGUUGGGACGAGACUUUGUCGCGAGAGUUACAAGAUAGGUGGAAUCUUUUUAAAGUUCAUCUCUCUGAUCUAGAGAAUCUCAGCAUUGCUUGGAGACACGUCUGUAGUAAAGAAAAUGCUGCAGACAUUAUAUCUAGGGGUGUAAAGACGCCAUUAGAGUUAGUAGACUGCGAUCUAUGGUGGCACGGGCCUGCUUGGCUGCUACAAGAUUCUAGUAAUUGGCCUAACAGGUUUGCUGGUGAUGUUAAGGAAGCUAUUCCAGAACGGAAAGUGCUAGCAACAACUGUCGGCAACACUAGGAAUGAAUUACUAGAAGAUCUUCUGGCUAAGUGUUCUCGGUUCAGCAAACUAGUCAGGGUGGUGGCGUUCUGCAUCCGAUGGAUCAACAUUAUUCGUUUCAAACAAAGAGGUUUACUUUCGGUCGCUGAAUUAAACACAGCGACGAAGCGUAUCUUUUAUAUGGUUCAGAAGGAUGUUUUUGGUAAUAUAGGUGAACAGUUGAAGUUAGGUAAGCAAUCCAAUGCAUCUCUUGGUAAGCUGAAAGCUUUAAAUCCUUUUGUGAAUGCUGAAGACUUACUUCGAGUGGGUGGGAGAUUGGAGAAAGCCAACAUACCCUACGACCAAAAACACCCAGUGAUUCUACCUAAAGGCAAUAUUGUUAUUGAUAUGUUUGUUAGGUUUGAGCAUGAAAGAUUGUUGCAUGCAGGUACCCAAACUGUUCUAGCAAACAUUAUACUUAAAUAUUGGCCUAUAGAUGGUCGUAAUACGAUAAAACAUGUGAUACACCAAUGUGUAAAGUGUGCGAGAUUUAGGGCAACUUCGGCAGAACAGCUAAUGGGCAGUUUGCCCAAGGAUAGAGUUACUGCAUAUCGACCAUUUCAAGUUGUAGGUGUCGACUUUGCCGGUCCGGUGUUGCUACGUUCGAGUAGUUUGAGAAAGGCUCAACAUACGAAGGCGUACAUUUCUUUAUUUGUUUGUAUGGCCACUAAGGCUAUUCACAUUGAAUUGGUUUCCAGUCUGUCAACUGAAGCCUUUUUAGCUGCUUUACGCCGUUUUAUUGCGAGACGUGAUUGUUGUUCGGUAAUCCAUAGUGACAAUGGGAGAAAUUUUGUCGGCGCAAAAACGGAAUUAAAACAAUUAACCAAACUAUUUAUGUCCGAGAAGUCAAAAAACGAAUUGAUUUCCGCGUCAUCACGGUUAGGAAUAACUUGGCAAUUCACACCUUCUCACGCUCCUCAUUUCGGAGGAUUAUGGGAAGGUUCUAUCAAAGUAAUGAAACAUCAUAUCCGGAGAGUAAUAGGAUCAUACUGUCUCACCUAUGAGGAGUACAUGACGGUUUUGAUACAAAUUGAAGCUGUGUUGAACUCCAGACCAAUCCUUGCCCUCACGGAUGAUAGCACUGAUGCUGCCUAUAUCAGUCCAGGGCACUUCAUUAUCGGAAAUACGUUAACAGCUCUUCCAGAGCCAUUCAUUGACACCAACGUUAAAACAAUGAAAUUGCAUCAGCAAAUGGCAAGCAUGCGCAACCAAUUUUGGGCAAUCUGGUCAAAGCAGUAUUUGUCAGACUUGCAAAAAAGGGCAAAAUGGAGUCAACCUCAACCAAACAUCAACAUAGAUGAUACUGUUUUGUUAAAGGAAGACAAUGUACCUCCAUUACAGUGGCCAAGUGCUAGAGUGGUGGAUACCAAACCAGGAAAGGAUGGCAAAGUAAGAGUUGUGUCCAUUAAAACUAGCAGUGGCGUAUACACCAGGCCAAUCACAAAAAUUGUACCAUUACCAUGCCAGUAG